Messenger RNA from Physeter macrocephalus (sperm whale), 1245 nucleotides. RefSeq names its product SLAM family member 9-like. The record is from RefSeq and is a predicted model, not a curated record. NCBI's taxonomy places the organism in Eukaryota, Metazoa, Chordata, Mammalia, Artiodactyla, Physeteridae. Gene Ontology annotation, biological process: T cell activation. Gene Ontology annotation, cellular component: external side of plasma membrane.
AUGUCGGAAAGCCAGCAGAUCCUGAAGGAUUUCAUCUGUCGGGACUGUGACCCUGGACUUUACCUUCAUGCACACAGUCUGUCAGCUGUCGUGAGGCAGGUCAGUCUGCUGCAUAUUAUGGGCCUUUCUCUUGUGCUUGCCACUGCCUCCCAGUUUGAAUCAGGACCUGCCUCUCUCCCUGGGCCAGGCAGCCUUUUCUCUUUAAACAACUAUGCAGCAGAUCUGAGUCAGUUUCAGACUUUCUGCCUCCUGGGACUGUGUCAGUGUUGCAAAAAUAGAGGACCAGGGGCUUCCAGAGAGGACUCAGCCCCCAUGGUGGUAACAGGGACCCUAGGGGCUGUCAUUUUGCCCUCGCAGCUGCAGGAUGGGCAGCAGGUGGAGAGCAUCUCCUGGUGUGUCUGUCGUUCGGUCCCCGGGGUAAUAGCCAAGGUAGCCUUGGUAGAAGCUGGAGGGCCGGACACCUUUUACCAGGCAGAAACGCAGUACUGGUGUCGUGUGAGUGUGGUGGGCCCAGGCUGCUCCCUGCAGAUCAGCCACCUGAGCUGGGAGGAUACAGGGUCCUACUGAGCCCAUGUUAAUCUGUGGAGUUCCCGCAUCACCCAUGCCUGGGAGUACAGCCUGCAUGUCUAUGAGCAGCUGGCCCGGCCCCAUGUCACAAUGAGCUCCAGGAUGAGUGGGAAUGGACACUGCCUCGUCAUCCUAACAUGCAUGGCAGAAAGCAGAGGGGGCACUGUGACCUACAGCUGGACACCCCUGGGGCCCCGGACUGUUGUGUCCCAUGGAGGGUCUGUCCUCAGUGUCUCCUUGAGACCUGGGAACAGUGCUCUGAACUUUACCUGCGUGGUCAAGAACUCAGUCAGUAACAGCAGGUCCCUCCCUGUCUUGGUGCCGCCCUCAAGCACAGAGAGUCUGCAAGAGCCCAAUAUCACAGCCAGCUCUCAGAUCAUGAAGGAUGGGACCUGCUUCAUCACCCUGGCUUGCUGGAUGGACCAGGCUGGAGAGGAUGUUAAUUAUAGCUGGGACCCCCAAGGCCAGCGGGCAGUUGUGUCUCACGGGGGGACCACUCUCAGCGUGUCCUGGAGAUCUGGGGUCAGUGACAGGUAUCGCUGUACUGCCAAGAACCCCAUCAGCCAGAGCUCCAGCUUCAUCCCUGUCAGGCCCCUCUGCUCAGAUUCCUUCCUACUCUGCUCCUUGAGGAAAGAGUUUCUUCUCUUUUUGAUCCUGGGAGCUUUGCAGAUUAAAUAG